AUGUGUGAACUAGAUCUACACGUUUUAGAUGGGGAUCUUCCAGAUUCCAUCGAACAUGUUAUUCCAGGACACCAGAUCGUGGGUGUUGCAGAAGAGAUUGGCAAGAAUGUUAAGUCGGUGAAAGUGGGAGAUCAGAUCGGUGUCCCAUGGCUCGGAGGCUGCUGUGGAGAUUGUAUUUACUGUAAGGAAGGAAAGGAAAACUUGUGCGACAAGGCGAUAUAUACGGGCUACCAAAAGAAUGGCGGAUUUGCUGAUUACUGUGUUGCAAAUGCUUCUUUCUGUUUCCCUAUUCCUUCUCAUUACUCUCCUCUCCAGGCAGCUCCCCUACUUUGUGCCGGAUUGAUCGGUUAUCGUUCGCUUCGCAAAACUGGAUCGCCAAAAACGUUGGGACUCUAUGGCUUUGGCUCCUCUGCUCACAUCAUCAUCCAGCUGGCCAACGAUUUAGGAAUCGAAUGCUACGUGUUCACACGCGACAAUGACACAAAGAAGCAAGCGUUUGCAAAGAAUUUGGGAGCUACCUGGGUUGGAGGGAGUUCUCAGUUACCUCCGAUUCCGCUCGAUGCCUGCAUUAUCUUCGCCAGCGAGGGUCAACUCGUGGUCUCCGCCCUCAACGCCAUUCGAAAGGGAGGAAUCGUUGUGUGUGCUGGGAUCCACAUGACAGACAUUCCCUCCUUCCCCUAUGAGGCAAUGUGGAACGAAAAGCGCAUCGAAUCCGUAGCGAACCUCACAGUGCAAGAUGGGAAGGAAUUCUUUGAGCUCGUCUCGAAAAACCCUCUGAACGUGAAGGUGAAUCUCUACCGGCUAGAGCAAGCGAACGAAGCGAUUGACGACCUUCGCCAUGGUAGAUUGACAGGUUCCGCUGUGUUGGUGCUCGAUGAGUCGUUACUUUCUCAAUUCCGUGUUUCCAACAAACACACAACCUUCCUAUGUUCCUUACAGCCUCCAUCGUCUCCUCGGCCUUUUUAG
Blastocystis hominis is the source of this 966-nucleotide messenger RNA. RefSeq lists its product as hypothetical. Bases 1 to 966 code for a protein of 321 amino acids. The transcript is spliced from 3 exons. The record is from RefSeq and is a predicted model, not a curated record. Lineage: Eukaryota; Bigyra; Opalinata; Blastocystidae.